CAGAGAUUCUACUGACGCGUCAUACGCUUUUGAUAUUAUUUUACGGUCUCCAUUCGACACAGGAUCAGUGCUUCUUUGUUUGACCAGUGCUAAGUGAAUUCGGUGAAUUGGUGGAGUUAUUGGGGCCCCAAAGGUCAAGUGAAUCGAAUAAACAAUGAAAGAUGGAAACCACAAAGACUACGGCGUAAUCAACUGUUGGAAUUAUGGCACACCCAGCCAUUCCUCCACUUCCAUCACGAUAAACCUUUCGAGUAAUAUUUUAUUCAUGUAAUGGUACCGUGAAAAUCACUCAUCAUAAAAAAAUGGCUGUCUCGGUUAAUAUUCAGUGAUCAGUGACUGUGUGUUGCCCAAUUGGUGUCAUAAUAACCAAAGAAAAUCAGGUCCAGGACAUUGGAGCUGGAAUGCACCACGAUCGAGUAUGAAAUCCACUUGAUUCAAGCUUUUUUUGUGUAAUACAUGAUAUAUCAAUCGAUGGAUAUAUUUGAUAGCAGUAUUUUCCCGCAGACACUAACGACAUGCUCGAAAAUAUCAAGAUCACCCAGAAGACAACCAGAAAUUCUGUGGAAAUGCCGGUUCAACAUGAAUGGAAUUUUGUCUGAAAGGCCAACUUCAGUCGUAAAUUGAAUGGGAAAACAAAUAAAAGUCAUUUUUGCAAACAGAGAGGAACAUAAAAAUUCCUUCAACGGAAAAGGACCACCGAACAAGGAGGGCGUUUACUCAAGCAUCAAUAAAAUGCAAAGACAGAAAGAUAAAGUAGAAGAUGAGUUUGGGGGGGAUUCGAAGCGAGGAUACCUGGAUGCUGCGUCCAGCGACGAGGACGAAUCCCGAGUGGAUGCUCUGGGAGCCUUUGGUGAUAACAGAGAUUCAGUGUCCAGAAUUUUUUAUGAUGAUGAGGAACUCCAACGAAUAAUUGAUCACAUGAAAAAUUUGACGACUAUUGGAGGGAUUGAAAAUGAGGAUUGGAGUGGGGAGACGCUGUCGAUAAUGAGAGAUUUUAUUGAAUUACCAGGAGAAAAAAUUUUGUCGAUUUAUUUCCGAGGAAAUGUUCUCAAAGCAGAAUUGAACAUCCCAUCAACACCAGUUUACGAAAUGACGUACUUCAUUCGUAAAUCCACGGAAGUUCUGCAGUAUGAAAAUUUUCAAAAAGCUGUUCUAUUUGGUACAAAUAAUGACAAAGUUGAAGGGAAUGUACAAACGAUUGUGGAUACCUUGCUGGCACCGAUAUGCUUUCGAAUGAAGGAAUGGCCCGACAGCGUGAAAGCUGAUUUUUGUGAUGCACUUCACGAAUAUUUAUACAAAGUCAAUGAUCUGAGAUUCAAAAUGUACAGCCUGACAAUGCUGUACUUACCCCGCGAGGGUAUCGACAUGACUAUUGAAGAAGCAUCUACGAGUCAGGACUUCGUACAACGUCUUGAGGGAAUCGUUGUCCAUUGGAUGAAGCAAAUGAGACUGACUAUUAAUGACUAUGAACAAUUCACGAGCCAAGAGCUUUUGUGUCUCAUCGAUGAGUACGACUUUUGGAUUUACCGAUAUGAGAAUCUGUGCGCGUUGAAUUACCAACUCCAGAGUCCUGCUGUGGAUCGAAUUCUGAAUAUUCUGAAAACAUCUGAUUCUACUUACUUCCGGCCAUUCAUGAGUUUGCACAGAGAAAUCAAUGGUGAUAUCGAGGAGGCAAAAUCAAAUAUAACAUUUCUGGAGAUUCUAAGAGAUGCUUCUGCCGGAUUGAACAACUGUUACAAUCUUGAAGACAUAUCAAAACAUAUAUUGAGGAUUCUGCACUUGUUUCGUUUUAUCUGGCUUAAUUCACCGUUUUACAAUACACAAGAGAGGAUGACCCACUUAUUCAUCCUUCUCAACAAUCAGAUCAUACUUGUAUGUCAUCGAUUUCUCGAUCCUCGUAAAAUUCUCAUGACUGGAAGUACUCGAUGGGGUAUGAAAAUGCUGGAGCGAGCCACUGAUGUUUGCAGAUAUUAUAAGAAAAUUUAUGUUCAGUUUGUCAAUGCUUGUGAUACAUCAACGACACGUCCAUGGACAUUGAAGCCGGAGAAUGUAUUCCGGAAUGUUGACGUUUUUCUUGAGAGGUGCCGGGAUUUUUAUGAAAUUUGCCGAGCUGCCAUUGACUUUGCGAGAUUGGAUGAAACAGUGACCAUCCCCGUGCCGUCCUUUGGUGGUACACAAGGUCAGGAUCAUCAAAAAGUCUGCAUGAAAGUAGAGAAUAUCUUCCGCGAUCAUCUCCAUCAUCUGUACGAAAAUUCCCGGAAGAUGUUCUCCGUUCAAGAAGUUACUUGGCACGAUGAUAUGUCAACAUUCCGAGCCAAAACAAAGGACCUCGAUAUUAUGAUCCAGAAUCUGAUGAAUGUCACUUUCAAAGGCAUCAACAACGUCGGAGAAGCUGUGGCUUACCUUUACGGAUUACGUAUGUACAUGAACCGAAACAGUUUGAUGACGCAUUUCAACGGAAUGAUCACAUCCAUUUGGCGAUCGUUCUCAAAGGAAUCUCAAACAAUAAAGCAAGAACUUCUCAAGGAAACCUCGGAGUAUCCUUCGAGUUGUCCGUAUUUUUCUGGUAGAGCACUGAAUCUGCUGUUCAAAUCCAAACGACUAAAGGCUGUGAAGGAUCUCCUGGAAAAUGCUGAAUGGAUGGGUUAUUGUACGAUUAGUGAUGAAGUGUAUCAUCAGACUGAUGUGCUGCUUGGCUCGAUCAACGAUAUGAUCGUUGGAAUCCAUCACCAGUGGAUGGAUGACAUUGACAGCAAUCCACAGAGUGGACUUGACCGGUACCUGAUGCGACAAAACAGUGAUAAGCUUGGAACUCUGGAGACGAAUCUUGAUUAUAAUGCACUGAAUUUAUGCUACGAGGCCAGUAUUUGGCGUUACCUGGGCUUUCAGAUACCAGUGUAUGUUGAAAUUAUCAUUGACAAAUGGCCGAUACUGCAGUUUGUUUCCGAGAGUGUUCUCAUGCUCGUCUCAACAUACAACAAAGUAAUCGAAGCUUUGUCAAGUGAAGAGAAGAUUUUGUUCAAACCUCUGCUGAAAAUUCAAGACCGUGAGCUCAGGGCAGGACUGAGCAAACUCACGUGGAAUUCGGAGUUUAUUGAUACAUACAUUAAAGGAUGCUGGACACAUAUGAGAAAAUUACAGAAUUUCCUGGACAUCUACAAAAUCUCAAACAGAGCGAUACUCAAUAUCUGCGAGGAGAUAUCUCUCAUGAAGAUUGUUGAUGUCAAACCAAAUUAUAUUUACACAAUUCAAGAAUUCGUCAAUGAACUCCGCACAAAUAGCAUCGAGGCAAUUUCUACACCUCCAGGCUAUUUUCAAGUAACAACACAAUAA
Diachasmimorpha longicaudata is the source of this 3333-nucleotide messenger RNA. Its product is annotated as dynein axonemal heavy chain 2-like. The coding region runs from base 625 to 3333 and encodes 902 amino acids. Gene Ontology annotation, cellular component: axonemal dynein complex. NCBI's taxonomy places the organism in Eukaryota, Metazoa, Arthropoda, Insecta, Hymenoptera, Braconidae. The transcript is spliced from 11 exons. The record is from RefSeq and is a predicted model, not a curated record. Gene Ontology annotation, molecular function: dynein intermediate chain binding; dynein light intermediate chain binding; minus-end-directed microtubule motor activity. Gene Ontology annotation, biological process: microtubule-based movement.